Messenger RNA from Penicillium argentinense, 1044 nucleotides. RefSeq names its product Elongator subunit IKI1. Lineage: Eukaryota; Fungi; Ascomycota; Eurotiomycetes; Eurotiales; Aspergillaceae. Gene Ontology annotation, molecular function: tRNA binding. Gene Ontology annotation, biological process: tRNA wobble uridine modification. Bases 1 to 1044 code for a protein of 347 amino acids. Gene Ontology annotation, cellular component: elongator holoenzyme complex; nucleus; cytosol. The transcript is spliced from 3 exons. The record is from RefSeq and is a predicted model, not a curated record.
AUGGCCCCAGUCAACCUGUCCCAUCGGCGGACGCAUAAUAUGCUCCUCAUUUCCAAGCUGCUCAGCCUGAGGGAUACCGCGUCGCCAUUUACCCUGCUGCUGGACUCUUUGGAGCAACCGGCCACACCCCUCCUCAAAGAAUAUAUUAGACGCGCGAAGCUUUCAAAAGUCCAUGUUACUCUCAUUUCAUUUGAAACGCUCCGCAAGCCAGAUGGCGUCGAUGCGUUCAUUUCGACUCGCUGCAAGAGUCCUACAGAUAUCAUGAGGGAAGUGGCUGAAUGCCAUAAGCCUGCUACUACAACCGGUCCACCGCAACGCCGUCUCAUCCUGAUCGAUGCGAUAAAUCCCCUCCUGAGCUCUCGAAAGCUAGACCCAAACUUCCAACUAGCUGCAUUCCUGGGCUCAUUCAUCACUCCCAAAGACCCCACGGCUAAAGCCGACGCCUCGCUCGUGGUAACAUAUCACUCAGACGUGCCAGGUCUCCCGCAUCAGAAUCCUUACACGCCAUCCUCGCUCUCUAUACUCACUUACCUCGCCACCAGCAUUAUCACUCUGCACUCAUUCUCGCACAUCCUCGCGCACAAGGCCGCACGGGACCGCAGUCUCGUCGCGCCAGUCUUUGGCUUGGACGAAGAGCAAGACGGUGUCAUUCUCGGACGUCUUGAUCGACUAGCCGGAACUGGUGCUGCGGAGGGCAUUGUUUUGGAGUUGGAGCAUCGUCGGAAGAGCGGGCGUGGAGUGCUGGAAUGGUAUCUUCUUCCGCCUGCGUCGCGUUAUUCGCCGCAGCAUGUGAAGGAGGUUGUUACCCUCCUCGACGACAAUAUCCUGUACAAUCCUCCCAUGGAGCCGGAUACGGGUGCUGGUGAUGAGGAGCCGAAGUCGACUUUCGAGUUGGGGCUGACGGAUCGGCAAAGGCGAGAGCGCGAGGGCGUGGUGUUGCCUUACUUUGAUGCGCAGAAUGGGGACGGACCGGGUGAAGGUGGACGGAUUCUCUACGAUAUGGGAGAGGAAGAUGAUUUCGAUGAAGAGGAGGAUGAGAUAUAG